Molecule: messenger RNA, 3945 nt
Organism: Pelagomonas calceolata
Lineage: Eukaryota; Pelagophyceae; Pelagomonadales; Pelagomonadaceae
Source: the annotation of a GenBank genome assembly
GCCUUGUGGCAGCAUUGAUAGGCGUGCACGCGAAAUAGUUCUUCUGACAGCUGAGUUUUCGACGGCCUGCGCUGGACGCUUGCCUCGCACUGCUUUUCUUUUGCCCGCACGCCAUCGAUCGAGGAGUGGACUGCGCCUUGACGCCCGCGUCGCGAUAUACCAGCGAUAACCAUUGCUGGGCAGCGCGCUGCACGCCAAACGAUUGCCGGCCAGGAGCGCUGCACAACGAUGUCGACGCCUGAAGAAAAGAAGGACGCCAGCAAACUACGCGGAGACGCGCCGGCGUUCAGCUUCGGCGCGCCGCCGCCCGCCGCGGCCGCGCCGACCACCCUCAGCUUCGACGCGCCCAAGGAGCCCACGCGCACCUCCACGGACUCGCCGGACAAGCCGGCCGAGGACGAGGUCGGCAUCCUCUUUCAGGUGGCCGACCAGGAGGGGGUCGCCCAGCACGCGUUCAGAGUGAACAUACUUCGUGAGGAGGCCCAGAGCAAGCCGGUGCUAAAGCUGGUGCAGGAGGUGUUGAUCAACAGGAACCGGCAGCAGACUCAGGUCGACGAGUGCCUGCCGGAAAUCCUCAAGGGCCUGCGCCUCCCCGACGCCCAGUUCCACCGACCCGACGUGGGAAAGCGGCUCGCCGCGGGGGACACCCUACUCGAGCCCGGAGAGACCCCCGACGCCACUGUAAUGCUGAUUGCCAUGUGCGGCGGCGGCGCCCGAGCGGACAUGGUACUCGUGGUCGGCGACGCGCGUGGCUACGUCGGGUCGCGCGCUUUGAACAUCCAUCGGUUGGGGGACCGAUCACUCGGCGACGCGGCAGCCGCGGCGUGCGAAUUGCCCCGAGACGAGUGGGCGCGCGGCGUGAGCGCGAGCCUGGCGCUCGUCAACGACGACGUCGCCAUCACCGAGGUCUCCCACCAGCUCGUGGAGGCCAAAGCGCCCUGGUGCGGGAUCUCGAUUGAGCUCGACCCCACGGUCCCGGCCGCCGAAGCCCUCCAAGACGCGCCGCGACCGCCGCUCGUGCUCGUGCGCCGUGCGGACGACCACUUCGCGCGGCACGGCUUGAAGACGACGAGCGUCGACAUCGCGUGGGCGGGCGGCCGCAUCGAGGCCAUCGCCGUGCGCGAGUGGCCGGUGCCGCGGACGCCGCGCAUGUGGGCCGAGUGGGCGCUGCGGACCGUCUCCGCGCCCCUUGUGCUGCACGGCAUGAUGUCCCCGCAGCUCCGCGACGCCGUUGUCCAGCAAGCGAUAGAAAGCAUGGACAUGGACGACGUCGCCGUCGCCGUCGACGGCGCGCCGGCCGCUCAGAUGGUCCCAGGCGAUGAGCUUGAGGUGGCCCACCCGGAGCGCCUCGUCAUACAGACCUCCGGCAACCUGUUCCAAGACCAGCCAGAAAACGGGUCCUACCUCGCGGUGUCCGCGAUGACGGCGGCAUGCAUGCGGCGCCUCGAGGCCGGCGAGGAGCUGUACGCCCCCAAGUCAACCUGGCGCGCGCUCGAGGUGCGCAGCCGCCUCUACAAGGCGCGCAAGGACGAUAUUAACGCGGGUAAUACUCUCGCGACCGCGCACACGUGUCUGGAAUUUCUGCACGCGCUGGGUCUGUUCGAGGCGGCGGGCCGGCUCGACCGCGCCGACGCGGCGCGCGCCAUCGACUGCGUCAUGGAAAUCGAAAGCUACUUCAGGGCGGCCAACGCGCCGAUCUUUACGUGUGUGCUGGGCGUCGACGGCGCUGCGCGGGAACAAGCCGAGAUUUUCGCGAGCCGGUUGGGGGUGGCCUCGUUCCUCACGCUCCGGCGGGUGCCGGAGCUGCAGAAAUUACAGGCGAGUAUCCAUGGCGACUACGACGAAACGACCGUGGCCUGCAGGGCGCUGGAAGCCGUCGAGAACGUGCGGAGGCAGCUCGCGAUGCCCAAUCGGGAAUCACGCACGCGCGGCCAGCCGCACGUCGCCGCGUUCUGUCUGAGCGUGUUGUGUCAGGCCGCCGCCACGCGGGACAGACGGGCGUUCGUGCUGGGCGAGUCGAGAGAUACCCGUGUUUCCCUGAACUUGCUUUUGGCCCUGCCCAUCGAUCUACUGGAGGCGCCGCUCGACGAGUCGUACCUCAAUCCCGAGCAGCAGUCGCGGCUGCGCGAAACCAUCUCCGAUUUGCUGCUGCUGUGGGACCUGGUGCGGCCGGCCGGUGUGUCCAAAGACUUUAGGCAGCAUUGCGAAGCUCUCGCGGACCGGGCGGAGUCCAAGGGCGAAAGCGACGCCUACGUGUCCGGCCAGAUGCUUCGCGACCUUAUGGAGAAGCUGCGGGGCGAUCGGGCGUCGAAGCGGGCGGGGGUCCAGCGCAAGCUGUUGUUGAGGAAGUUAGAGCCCGACAAAGUGUACUCGAAUUUGAUCGUGCGGGACCCGCCGGCGGGCCUCCGCGCCCUGUUGGCGCGGUUCCGCGUCGCGCCGAGACUGCGCGACGCGCGGCCCUCGCCGCCCAAUGCGCCGAAGCCUGCGGCGCCUGCGGCGCCGCCCACGUCCUGGAGCGACGACGAGGCGACGACGUUGCCGCAGCACGGCUCCGAGGCCAAAAAAAAGAAGAAGCUCGGCGCCAAGGCCGCAAAGAAGAAGCGCCAGAAGGAGCGAAAGAAGGCCGCCGCGCUGCGAGCGGCGGCGGCGCGCGCGGAAGCGCCCGCGGUCGCUCAGCCCGAGGCGCGGGAAGCGGCCCAACCCGAGGCCGAGCGCGCGCCCUCGCCGGACGUCGACGAGGCCGAGACGGCGUCCGAGGCGUCUGCUGACGAUGUCCGCGCGACGCGGCGCGACGCGGCUGAGAAGUUGAAGGUGGUUGGCUUCGACGGGAUGUCGGAUGAUGAAUUGCGCCAGGCCUGUCGGUAUCACGGGCUGGGGGUCUGGCGCCGUCCCGACAGGAAAAAGUGCGAGGAGGCGCUGACAGAGUACCUCGAGUGGGAGUCUCGAUAUAACCGUCGCCAGACGCGGAUGAGGGCCAACGUCCGCGCGAUCGUCUCAGCACGAGAGAGCGUCUACGUCUCGCAGCUCCCCGAACUUUAUCGAAGGAAGUACGGCCGCAAGCUCGAGACGUACGAAAAGUUGACCGAGUUUCUCGCGGAGACCCCGGGCCUGGAGAUGGUGGAUGGCAUCGCCGGCGGCUCUGUUCGAUUGGCGCCGGUGCCCGCUCCCCUAAUGUCCGACGACGUCGCGUCCGGCACGUCGCUAGACGCCGCGACCGCCGAGGCGCCCCCGGACGACGGCGCUGCAGAGGCGGAGGCGCGCGCGCGCGACGAUGAGGCCGCGUCGCUGGCGCUCGCGCGACGGCUCGCGGCCGAGGACCCUGUCGCCCCCAUGCCACCGGCAGCGACGUCGGAGCAGGAGGACGACUUUCGGUUGUUUUUAAGUUCGCUGGGGCUGGGGCACCAUGCCGACCGGCUGAUCGCCGAGUCGGUGGAGAGCAUAGAGGACCUCAUGCUCCUCACCCGCGCCGAUAUCAUGGCGUGCGGCGUGCCAGCGGCCGACGCGACGCGCCUCGAGGCCGCCCUGGCCGCGGCGCGCGGUCCGACCGCGGCGGAAGAGUCCAAGUCGGCGCCACCGCCGCCGCCGCCGGGCAAGGUGCUCGUCGACGAGAUUCUCGACGACGCCGCGGCGCGGGCGGCGGCGCUCGAGACGUCCCUCACGGCGCACCAGGAGGAGCUCCGGCGGCUGAAGGGGCUUUUGACGGAGCGCGGCGUGCCAGACGGAUUGGUGUGCCCCCUGUCGCUGGAGAUCUACGAGGACCCGGUGGUUGCUGCAGACGGCUUCUCGUACGAGCGCCGCGAGAUCGAGGCCUGGCUCGGGCGCGGCAACCGCACGUCCCCCAAAACGAACGAGGAGCUGCCGCACACCUUCCUCACGCCGAAUCGCGACCUGAAAUCCACCUGCCAGGAUUUCCUCGACGACGUGCGGAAAUUCGAGGCGCGCUGA